This is a messenger RNA of Penicillium angulare, 654 nucleotides long. RefSeq lists its product as uncharacterized. The record is from RefSeq and is a predicted model, not a curated record. The coding region runs from base 1 to 654 and encodes 217 amino acids. The transcript has 2 exons. Lineage: Eukaryota; Fungi; Ascomycota; Eurotiomycetes; Eurotiales; Aspergillaceae.
AUGGCAUCAAAGGUCAGCAUACCGUGGAUUAUUGGAUUAAGCGGCGUGGAGUUACAAGUAGGCCUUGUAACGGAAAGGGAUGCUAAAACGGGUGAGUUGAACUGGCUGGUGUUCGGCCAUGCUGCUGGUGAUCUCAGCACGAGCCGCUUAGCCCCCGAGCUCAAGGAUUCAUUUCUGGAUAUCUCACUCCAGCAAGUGGCGUUUAUCGCUUCAAAUCAUGACGCUCCGGCGUUGUCUUAUCCUGGACUCAAGUGCCCGGCUGUGCAGGGAAUUCAGUUCUGCGCGGCAAUUUAUGGAAUUCACAAGUUGGAGCAGCUGCUUCGCGGUAGUGUCAAGGGUAUGGUGCUGAGGGCAGCCUAUCACUCUAGCAAUAAGUUCGGACUGAGCAUCAUCCUCCCCGGAGAACGUACCAUCAGCUUCACAGACACUGUGUACACCGGCCCCUUGGAGGUUGAGGUCCAGGCAUCUGCAACUGAUAUUCAACUUAUCCUCAAGGUAAUUUUGAAAGUGAAGCGGGACAAAGAGGGCGACGAUGCACCCAUGCAAUUUGCUCUUGGGCUCAAGGCAAAACACCUUAGCCGCGAGUGCGUACGUGCAGAUGUUGACCCAUUUGACAAAUCCAUGUGGACCCGGCGAGGCUCAAAUCCGGCCUAA